This is a messenger RNA of Tripterygium wilfordii, 837 nucleotides long. Its product is annotated as probable prefoldin subunit 5. The transcript has 4 exons. Gene Ontology annotation, biological process: regulation of DNA-templated transcription; protein folding. The record is from RefSeq and is a predicted model, not a curated record. Lineage: Eukaryota; Viridiplantae; Streptophyta; Magnoliopsida; Celastrales; Celastraceae. Bases 69 to 542 code for a protein of 157 amino acids. Gene Ontology annotation, cellular component: cytoplasm; prefoldin complex.
CGUGAUUAACCUUUUGCGAGGCAAAACCGUAAAAGUAAAACAAGAGGAGGAGAAAGAGUAGAUCAAUAAUGGCGUCGCCGUCGAGAGGAGGGAUUACUCAGGUCGCGGCACGAUCGGAGAUGGAGAAGAUGAGCUUGGAUCAACUGAAAGCACUCAAAGAGCAGGUUGAUCUGGAAGUGAAUCUCCUCCAAGACAGUCUCAACAACAUUCGUACGGCUAUCACUCGCCUCGACAUCGCCUCCUCCGCCCUCAACGAUCUAUCGCUCCGCCUUAAAGGGAAGAAAAUGCUUGUGCCUCUCACUGCCUCGCUCUAUGUACCGGGAACACUUGAGGACGACGAGAAAGUCCUGGUUGAUAUCGGCACUGGUUACUUCGUUGAGAAAACCAUGGCCGAGGGCAAGGAUUAUUGUUCGCGUAAGAUUCACUUGCUUAAGUCUAAUUUUGACCAACUUCUUGAGCUUGCAUCGAAAAAGAAGGGCGUUGCUGAUGAAGCUGGCGCAAUCUUGCAGGCCAAAUUGAAGCAGUUAACACCGUCAACAUAGUAUUUCCCGGAUCUCUUUUGAAGCUCAUAAGCCGUUCAUCACAGUAAAUGGUCAAACUUUUGCCGGUGAUAUUAGUUGUCUUCCUAGUUCAGUUUCUUCUUGUAUCCUUUCUGUCCUGUCAAGAGUGGGAGGGAAUGUGAUUUUCGCCAAUGGUUAGACAUAGCUGAUAGAAGUUAAGUGCAGAAUUUAGAGAGGUUAGUAUUUGGCAUGUUUGCUCCACAGAAGUUGCUGAGAGUGCUUGUAUUUCUAGUGUUGAUCAAUUUAUAUAUAUAUAUUUCCCUGGGUAGGCUUUUUU